This is a messenger RNA of Talaromyces stipitatus ATCC 10500, 1382 nucleotides long. RefSeq lists its product as uncharacterized. The record is from RefSeq and is a predicted model, not a curated record. Lineage: Eukaryota; Fungi; Ascomycota; Eurotiomycetes; Eurotiales; Trichocomaceae. The transcript has 4 exons. The coding region runs from base 43 to 1350 and encodes 435 amino acids.
AGUCAUAAUGGAAACGAACCGCUUGUGAUCUUUGUUCAGGUUAUGAUAAUCCUCAGGAUGGAUAGCAUUAUUAUCUAUUUGUACCAAGUGGUAAUAUAUUCACGAUAUGCCCAUUUAUUCCUCGAUAUCAUUCAAUACAUUGGAUAUUUCAACCUUAGAUUGUCUGCUCUUCAGAAACAAGUGCAAAGCACAUGCAUUCCGGAAAGGGAUAUCACGGUCAUAUCAGCAACAUUGGGCGAAGAGGAAGGUUACGCAGUAACCUUACAGUCAUGGCUUAAAUGCAAUCCCAGAGCCAUCAAUAUAGUCACGUUAGAGAAAGCACUGCCCCGAAUGAAAGACCUUCUAGAAGGGAUUAUAAAAGAUGACCGAGUCAGAUUACACGCAGUCGAGCGUGCUGAUAUUCGCCUUCAACUUCUCAAAGGGAUCUCAGAGACAUUUACAAAGUUUGUCGUGUUGGUCGAUGACGAUUCUCGAUGGUCUACAGAAACACUAAACAGGCUCGCUUUAGCUUUUCAAGAUCCCUGCGUUGGAGGAGUGAAUACCAUGCAAUACGUCCGAUCACGGCUGGGUCACCGCAAUAGCAAAGGAUUGACCGUCUGGGAGAGCUACGGCGCAUUGAAUCUCAUUCGAAGGAAUAUCUUACAUUCGGCAGUAGCCUAUUUCCAUAGUGGCCAAGUCCUAAAUUUAUCCGGAAGGACUGUUGCUUACAGGACCGAGAUUUUACAAGAUGAAGCAUUCAAACAUGAAUUCGUGAAUGAUUAUUGGAAAGGUAAAUAUCUGCUACGAACGGGAGACGACAGCUUUAUUACUUCGUGGAUUGUCAAUAGAGGAUGGAAUACAGCUUUUAUGAAUCAGCCAGAUGCGGUUAUUAUUACUACUGUCAACGACGAUAUUACGUACUUGAAUCAGGUAACGCGGUGGUCAAGGGAUACGGCAAGACAUUACCUGAGAGAUCUGGUAGCUGCACUCAGAACCCGGAACUAUUAUUUGUAUGUUAGGAGUGUGUUGAACUGGGUAUGUAACUAUACCACGGACUUUCUGGUCCUAUGGGAACUAGGCUUUCUCAUCGUGGUAUCCGGCCUUGAAUGGUGGAACAUUACAAAUACUACGCAGCUUGGAAUGACCAGCAUGGGGCAGCUAUGUGCUCAACAUUUUGUGAUUUCAAGUUCAUUUACCAUUUUUGAACAUGCGCCAUUCUUUAUGGAAUGGAGUCACCUAAAACAUAUGCCGGGUACAAUAGGAUACAUGUACAUUCAUGCUUUUAUUGUUGGCUAUGCGUGGUGCACAUUGCACAAGACUGUCUGGGGUUCUCGAAGUGGUGUUGAUGACCAUAAAUGGAGAGUGGAUUAGGCUGCAAAACUGACAUACAGAUACCUCCAGAG